CCCAUGAGGUCGUCGACGCUGGUCUUGCUCCUCCUGAUCGGCGUCCAGGCUGUACUGAACAUGGGAGAGGGGGCGGGGCGGGACGCGGCGGCCGGGCGAGCCAAGCCGCCCGCGGGGACCGGGGCGGACGCCCGACCGCCGCCGCAGGACUCGCGGUCUCGCUCCAUCCCCACCGUGGACCCCAAACUGUUCAACAAACGGCGCUACCGAUCGCCACGGGUGCUCUUCAGCGUCCUGCCGCCGGACUCCGACGAGGGCGCGGGGCGGGGCGGCGCCGGGGGGCCCAGGGUUAGGCGGAGGGCGAGCCAGCCCCUCCACCGCGGGGAGUACUCGGUGUGCGACAGCAUCAGCAACUGGGUGGGCAACAAGACCAAGGCCACGGACAUUUCGGGCAACGAGGUGACGGUGCUGCCCGACGUGAACAUCAACAACGUGGUGAAGAAACAGUUCUUCUUCGAGACCACGUGCCGCGGCGCCGCCCGCUCGGGCUCGGCGUCCCCGGGCUGCCGGGGCAUCGACAGCCGCCACUGGAACUCCUACUGCACCAACACGCACACCUACGUGCGGGCGCUCACCUCCUACAGGAACCUGGUGGCCUUCCGCCUCAUCCGCAUCAACGCCGCCUGCGUGUGCGUGCUCAGCCGCAAGUCCUGGAGACACUGA
This is a messenger RNA of Conger conger (European conger), 663 nucleotides long. RefSeq names its product neurotrophin-7-like. Gene Ontology annotation, molecular function: nerve growth factor receptor binding; growth factor activity. The transcript has a single exon. Gene Ontology annotation, biological process: positive regulation of collateral sprouting; positive regulation of peptidyl-serine phosphorylation; neuron projection morphogenesis. The record is from RefSeq and is a predicted model, not a curated record. NCBI's taxonomy places the organism in Eukaryota, Metazoa, Chordata, Actinopteri, Anguilliformes, Congridae. The coding region runs from base 4 to 663 and encodes 219 amino acids.